Molecule: messenger RNA, 1507 nt
Organism: Tetranychus urticae (two-spotted spider mite)
Lineage: Eukaryota; Metazoa; Arthropoda; Arachnida; Trombidiformes; Tetranychidae
Source: RefSeq, a predicted model, not a curated record
AAAACAAGUUGAUGGCAAAGAAACGCGAAAUGCAUAAAAAUUCGAUCCUGGUAAUGAAUCACUCCAAACCAUUCAAAUGCUUGAUCUUUUCCAGCGUUUCUUUGCCUAUGAGUAUUUAACUAAAGCCUUUGUUGGUGUACCUGAAGCAACUUUGCUUCCUGAUGUCUCUAUAUGUUUUGCCAUCAUCGAUAUGAUCAACUAUACCAAGCUAUUUUCAAAUUAUCCCUUCUUACUUCAGGAUAUUGGGUUUCCGCGCGGAACAAGUAUUACUGCUGAUAUUGUUAAAUCUAUUCGUGGCGAGUAUUCGGAGAAUGAUUUGCUUUUAUUUUUCAUGGAGAGACUAAAGAUUAACCAGAUUUGGACUCAAAUGAUUUCCUCAAAAAGUGUUUUCAUGAAAGCAGUUACAUAUAGAGUAGAUGAAUUGGACAUAAUUGAAGAAAGUUGCCCAUUCAAGGAAUUCUUCAUUGAACAAGCCUAUUGUUAUUCAUUUAGCUGUUCAGAUGUUCAAUCAAAACAGUCUCAUCUGUAUGGACUUAUUGAACAAUAUAAAAGGCUGAACAAUCGUCAAAUUUUCACUCUAUCACUUCACCAACCCUUCUUCAAUACGAUAAAUUACUACUGGAUAGGUCUAACGGCCGUUGGGACACUUCCAAGAGGCCAACAAGUUAAAUGGGAAGCUCAAGCGGCUUACAAAAACACAAAAAGACACACAUUUUUCUUCUCUUCAAUUGAAACUCGUCUAUUGCCAGCACCUUACAAAACCAAUUGUGUAAAUUACACUGAGAAAGGUUUCCUUACCAACACUGAAAUGGCAGAUGCCUGUGAAAUCGAUUUAAGUAUGAAGCAAAUCGGCUCUCCUCUGCCUGAAAAUUUGAUUGGUAGUCCACUAGAUGCACAUUUUGGUGUACCUGUAUAUGAACACAACCGAGCAAAUUCAUCUUUUCUACAAUUGGUAUCUGACAUUGUUGACCAUUGUAGUAAAAUAACCAAGCAACCCAAUUGUCUUUCAGUUGUUUACAUUCCUUCAAGUCGUACUCCUUUACCCAUUAUGAGUAAUUAUACUGAAGUCACGGUUGAACAAGUUUCCGAUCCUAUUUAUAUUGUGGAGCUUGAAUCCAGAUUGACAAAACUUGAUGUCAUCAUUGCCAUUGGAAGUAUUCUUGGGACUUGGCUUGGUUUUUCAAUAGUAUAUUCAAUUCCUCAAUUGACUGGUUUCUUGGGAAUCAAGUUUCUCAGAUUGAAAGGCACAAGGGCAGGGAACAUGAAACAAAAGCGCAACUCAACUCUUGGGUCAGAUGUAUUUUCGACUUCAUAUCUGAAUAAAGCAAGACUGUAUGGAAUAGAAUCUUGGAAUGAUGAUUACAAACAAAAUAAAAUCAGACAUUUCCCUUCAUUUUAUGUUUACUACAAUCAACAAGCUUGGCCUAUGACAUAUCUUGAAAAACACCAUCAUUGGUGGCUUCGGCGUUAAUUUAUCUAAUAAAUUGAUCUAUUCAUCAUUCAAGGA